AUGGGUUUCAUCGAGUUCGAAAACAACAUUUCGUUGUAUACGGUCCCCAUUGGCCUUUUUCUGGCCAUGGCUCCUCACGCUUAUGGGGUCUCGUCAGGCCUCUCGAGGUACAACCCGGACAACCCUCGCCAGUUCGAGGCCACCAUUGCCAGCGACUCUACCCUGGACAAGACUAUCAAGCGACGCAUCAUCCGCGCCAAGUCCGCCUCAAGCAACUCGCUUGAGACCCUCGGCCUCUACGCCGCGGCGGUCGUGGCGGGCAACAUCGCCCAGCUUGACAGGAACAUACUGAACUGGCUCUCCUCUCUGUACGUCAUCAGCCGUGUGCUGUACCUCAUCACCUACAUCUGGCUCCAGGACAACAGGGCCUUUUCUCCCCUUCGGUCCGUGUUCUGGGGGCUACUACUCCUCCUUCUCGGCACCGCCGCCGCCCUGCCCCACCCCACCACCGUUUCCGAGUCCGGACUCCCCGCCCUGCCCACCGAGACAGCGACACCGCCGGAAGAGUCCCUCACAACCCCCGUGGUAGAAAUCGUAUGUCUUACCAAGUACUGCCAAGAAGGCCUGCUCUACUGCCACCGAUGGGUGCCGCCCUCUGGGAACUAUAAUCCCCUCACCGGCCUGUGGGAGCAUGGUGGCGCGCUGCGGGAGGUCAUUGGCGUAUGCCCAGUGUAA
This is a messenger RNA of Parascedosporium putredinis, 675 nucleotides long. Lineage: Eukaryota; Fungi; Ascomycota; Sordariomycetes; Microascales; Microascaceae. The record is from the annotation of a GenBank genome assembly.